Molecule: messenger RNA, 916 nt
Organism: Leptinotarsa decemlineata (Colorado potato beetle)
Lineage: Eukaryota; Metazoa; Arthropoda; Insecta; Coleoptera; Chrysomelidae
Gene: Roe1
Product: grpE protein homolog, mitochondrial Roe1
Biological process (GO): protein import into mitochondrial matrix; protein folding
Cellular component (GO): PAM complex, Tim23 associated import motor
Molecular function (GO): protein-folding chaperone binding; adenyl-nucleotide exchange factor activity; protein homodimerization activity
Source: RefSeq, a predicted model, not a curated record
ACUUGACAGAAACGUGAUUCAUGUCGAUCGUUGAAAUAAAAAAGGGGUCUUUUGACUUUAACCUAUAACACUUUUUUAACAUAAAUCUCAGAAUGGCAUUAAUUAGCUUAAGAAGUUUUUUGAAAUGUGGACAGAUAGUGAAUGAAUCUAUUCUUUUCAAUAGCAGAAGUUUAGCGUUGUCCAGCACAAGAAAGAGUUCCAUCGCCGAGGAAACGAAACCGGAUCCAGCAGUACAAGACAUGAGCGAAAAAGAUAAAAGUGAAGUUAAUGUAGAAAUUGACAAAUUGAAUAAACAGAUCACCGAACUUUCAACUCAAAAUGCUGAACUAUUAGAUAAAUAUAAAAGAUCGUUAGCAGACGGGGAAAAUCUCCGUAACAGACUAACUAAACAAAUUUCAGAAGCUAAAAUAUACGGCAUACAGAGCUUUUGUAAGGAUCUACUCGAUGUCGCAGAUGUUCUGGCUAAAGCUACCGAUACGGUUCCCAAAGAAGAACUCACUGACAAAAAUCCACACCUGAAAAGCCUGUACGAAGGUCUGAUAAUGACGGAGGCUCAGUUGAAGAGCGUUUUCAAAAGGCAUGGGCUGGAGCAAGUGAAUCCUCUGAACGAGAAAUUCAAUCCAAACUUCCACGAAGCACUGUUUCAGCAGGAGGUAGCAGGAAAAGAAUCUGGCACCGUUGUGGUUGUUUCCAAAAUCGGGUACAAACUAAAUGAUAGAGUAAUAAGGCCUGCCUUAGUAGGGGUUUCCAAGUGACUGUAACGUGCUAGUGGUUAUUAUUUUUAAGAUUGGUAUCGUUCCAAUGUGAUUUUGAUUGUCUCACAUGAAACAGUACGACUAAAAUUGUUCAAAAUAUUUUGUAAAAAUUAUAAGUAAACCUUUGUUAUUAUAUGUUCAUUAUACUGUUGAAAAAACAA